UUGGUUUUUCACUUUCACUUGAUUCGUGCAUUUCGUCACAUCUCUCGAAUUCCCUCUGCCUGAAAAUCGUACAUUUCCUGUGUUUAGACUGAAUUAGAUGCGUAAACAAAAUCAUGGCCUCAAAAGCUCUAAGAAGGACAAACCGUGCCGUUAAGUACUUUCCUAGUAUAAGAGCAGUUGUCAAUCAAAUGGUUAGGAAUGUUCAGCAAGGAGCAUCGUUAAGUACAUCAAGGACAGAUACUGCAGUUUCUGGAGAUGGAUCAGGGAAUUGGCCAGAUGCCAGACUAGGACCAUUUGCACCUAAGGAUCCUCAAUUCCCUGUCCCUGGUAAUGUUGGUAUUGACCUAACUCAGCUUCCACAACCAGCAAAAAAAGAAUGUGGGACACAAAGGCAGACAAUAGCAGAAGCGUUGUUAGAACUGGAAUCAGAUGAUAUCAGAAAAGCAGUUGUUAUUGAUAUCCCUGCGACUAAAAGACUUCUACAACUGAAGAAUAACAAACUAUUUAUAGCUCUAAGAAGGACAAACCGUGCCGUUAAGUACUUUCCUAGUAUAAGAGCAGUUGUCAAUCAAAUGGUUAGGAAUGUUCAGCAAGGAGCAUCGUUAAGUACAUCAAGGACAGAUACUGCAGUUUCUGGAGAUGGAUCAGGGAAUUGGCCAGAUGCCAGACUAGGACCAUUUGCACCUAAGGAUCCUCAAUUCCCUUUACCUGGUAAUGUUGGUAUUGACCUAACUCAGCUUCCACAACCAGCAAAAAAAGAAUGUGGGACACAAAGGCAGACAAUAGCAGAAGCGUUGUUAGAACUGGAAUCAGAUGAUAUCAGAAAAGCAGUUGUUAUUGAUAGUUAUUCUAAAGAUUUCGUCGAAAAUUAUGAGGAAGCAGUAGAAACAGAGAAUGACAGUUCUUUGGGUUCAGUAGAAUGCAGUGUACAAGAGUGCCCUUCUUUCCUUCAUCAAAGCUUUAUGGAGUUGUUUCCUGGCAUUGGAAUACAGAUUGGUCAACUAACAGUUGUCAGCAUUAGUCAGCAUACUAGAAAUGAUAUGAGUGCAUGGUCACCAGAUGUAGAAGAAGAACGAGAAAGCCUUAUGGCUAGUUUUGUAGAAAGUGCAAGAGAAAUAUGCAAUAGUCUCUUAGCAGCUGGUUACUGGGCAGACUUUAUAGACCCAUCAUCAGGAACAGCAUUUUUUGGACCACACACAAAUAGCACUUUGUUUGAAACAGAUGAACGUUAUAACCAUUUAGGCUUCAAUGUGACAGAUCUUGGCUGCUGUAAAGUUAUUUCACAUCGUGUUUGGGGAUCUUUCGCAUUUGUUGGAACUAUAUUUACUAAUGCACCCGCAAACUCAGAUAUACUUGGUAAUAGGCUUGAACAAACAAAGUCUUCAGCAUAGAAGAAAAGGACGGUGGCGAUUCAUCAUCCUGGGUGAAAAGACAGAUACUAUUAUAAUAACUAUUUUAACUAAAAGAUGGAAGAUCCUUAUUGUUGGUGCUAAAGACCAAGGCUUAUUUCUCUUUAAAUUAUAAAGAAAUGAUACUAUUUCAGUGCAAGAAUGUAGGUCACUUCUCUCUGUGUAAAUUGUCAUUUUUGUGAUGAUUGACAUACAUGCAGAGUGACAGAGUUUUACUUGAAAAAUGUAUUCAAGCUGGUAAUGUUGAGGUUAUAUUUUUCACAUAAAAUGUGAAAAGAAAAAUUUGUCCUUUCUUGAAGAUUAGACAUAUGUUUCUCCCAGAAACUGCAUUAUUAGCUGUUACUGCUAAUUUUAAAUUCUUUAUUAAGUUUAUUCCACCAUAGACAGACAAGAGUUAUCAAUGUAUAACAUAGUUGAAAUACUUGCAGUACAACCUGUAGUAUUUUUUUAACUUUCUCAUUCGAAAUAUCUAAAUCUAAAAUCUUGUGCAUUUUUCUCAUCCAUUUCUUUGUUGACUAUUCUAGAGAAAUUGUUUCUUUAUCCAGAAAUUCUCCUUAGGUGUAAAUGUUCUUAAUUCUCGUUACUGGCCUAUUUAAGGCUUCCUAAACUGGACAUAUUGUUGGGAUCUCAACCACUGGAAGUGACUUUAUUUAACAGUUGUUUGUAAGGCAAAAUAGAGGUAAUAUUUAUCUAUCAGUUAUGUUGUUUAAUGAAAAUUGUUUGAAUAGUAUGACAAAGAUUUGCAACACUUCUCAGUCAAACGAAAUCCAUCAUCUAAAGUGGUAGAUGCAGAAAACUUAGAGUAACAAGGCGGAAUUGUAGUGAAAGCUCAACCUUACUUUAUUAAACCUUACUAGAAUAACCUUACAAUACAAGAAGACAAAAACAUAUAAUAUCUCAGAUAAAAACAGUGUUUGAGUAUAGUAUCCUCACUCCUUAGCCUUUAACUAUCAAGAUGUGCUUGUUAAUUCUCCCCUCUAGCUUCUAUAUAUUUCCUUGUAAACUAGUUAUGGGAAUUUGUUGUUAGAUCAGGAUAACUUUUACCUGAUAAGUUUGAGUAUUCUCAUCACCAGUUUGCUGGAUAAUGUAUGCAUGUUAUAGGGAGAAAUUGUAUGUUAAUCACCAUUGGGAGUUAGAGGGUUAAAACAAAUUUAUAAUCUUGUACAUAAUCCCUUUGUCUACAACUUGUUGUUCAAACUUAUGUUUGCAUUAAUUCGUCUAAGUUUUGAAGAUUCAACUGUGUUAAUCUAGGUUUUAUUAUACACUUAGCAUGCAGUUUGAAUACUAAAAUCUUCAAAUCCUUAUAUCUUGAGAGAAUGACACAAGUGUAACUAGGGAGGGGAGGUAGUGGGACAGAGUCUCCUAAAUAUUUCUCAAACAUGAGUUUCAAAGUAGAGGAUAGCAUUUCUCAAUAAUGGUCCAGAAUAAAAGGUUAUUUCCAUCAUU
Messenger RNA from Stylophora pistillata, 2855 nucleotides. RefSeq names its product methylmalonic aciduria and homocystinuria type D homolog, mitochondrial. Lineage: Eukaryota; Metazoa; Cnidaria; Anthozoa; Scleractinia; Pocilloporidae. Gene Ontology annotation, biological process: cobalamin metabolic process. Gene Ontology annotation, cellular component: mitochondrion. The record is from RefSeq and is a predicted model, not a curated record.